CGUGCAAACAAGCCUAGUUAUGGCCCCUGGCUACAAGACGUUCUGGCCGGGUGAGGAUGGGGGUCACGUGAUGGACGUGCCCCUGUGUGGGUUUGAUGGUGAGCACUGUCCAGCCAAAGACUCGAACCUGCUGACCAUUGUUCUAACGGUGACCUUUGCUGUGUUAAUCUUAGCCUGUGUUGCAAUAUGUUUCAUAUACGUGAGAAUUAGACGCAAACGAAACAACGAUCAAUAUGAUUGGUGGAAAAUUGACCCUAGUGAACUCCAGCCAAUGACAAGAAACCACACAAAGUCGACGUUUUCCUUCGUUCUUCGACAGAGUAAGGCGGAUAUGGCAGAGGCAAGCACGCACGACAAGAACGUCUCUUUAUACAAGGGUAAUGUCGUCAAGGUUGAAGGCCUGGACCAAAAGGGCCUGUAUGUGACAUCACAGCUGCUGAAGGAGCUACAGCAGAUGCGCGCCAUCAACCACCCCAACCUGCUCAGAUUUAUCGGCCUUUGUUUGGAGGCCGAUGAGAAGUUUAUGGUCACAGAACACUGUCCCAAAGGAGCGUUGGCGGUAUUUACAUUUACUGUUGUAUCACUGUAA
Physella acuta is the source of this 589-nucleotide messenger RNA. Its product is annotated as atrial natriuretic peptide receptor 1-like. Gene Ontology annotation, cellular component: plasma membrane. Gene Ontology annotation, biological process: protein phosphorylation; cGMP biosynthetic process; receptor guanylyl cyclase signaling pathway. The record is from RefSeq and is a predicted model, not a curated record. NCBI's taxonomy places the organism in Eukaryota, Metazoa, Mollusca, Gastropoda, Physidae. Gene Ontology annotation, molecular function: adenylate cyclase activity; peptide receptor activity; guanylate cyclase activity.